Molecule: messenger RNA, 2586 nt
Organism: Saccharomyces mikatae IFO 1815
Lineage: Eukaryota; Fungi; Ascomycota; Saccharomycetes; Saccharomycetales; Saccharomycetaceae
Gene: RFC1
Product: replication factor C subunit 1
Exons: 1
Coding region: 1-2586 (861 amino acids)
Biological process (GO): DNA repair; DNA replication
Cellular component (GO): nucleus; DNA replication factor C complex
Molecular function (GO): DNA clamp loader activity; ATP hydrolysis activity; ATP binding
Source: RefSeq, a predicted model, not a curated record
AUGGUCAAUAUUUCCGAUUUUUUUGGUAAAAAUAGGAAAUCUUCAAGAUUGUCAACAUCUAGACCUACAGGGCAAGUAAGGGCAUCUGAGCCAGAAGUUAUUGAUCUAGACAAUGAAUCAGAUCAAGAACCAAAUGAUAAAACCCCUGAAAAAUCAUCUGCAAGUAAGAUAAUUCAUAUAUCAGAGACACCAGAAUCUGAAAAAAAGCUACCCAUUUCCACAAAGAGAAAAGCUUCUUCACCAGUAGUCAAGUCAUCGAACUUCAAAAAAAAAAAAAUUGUCCCUGAAGUUGCACACCCUGCUUCAGUUAUUACGGCACAAGACGUACUAGAUAAAAUUCCGUCCUUGGACCUGUCAAAUGUUCAUGUUAAGGAGAAUAUUAAGUUUGAUUUCAAGGGCGCAAACUCUAAAGUUGAUCCAGAUGAAAUUGCUUCAGAAAUAGGCGAUUUUCCUGAAGGAAAGCCGAAUUGUUUAUUAGGUCUAACAAUUGUUUUCACAGGUAUAUUACCAACCUUAGAGCGUGGAGCGUCUGAAGCCUUAGCCAAGAGAUAUGGUGCAAGGGUUACUAAAUCAAUCUCAAGCAAAACUUCAGUAGUAGUUUUAGGCGAUGAAGCAGGACCAAAAAAACUAGAGAAAAUUAAACAAUUAAAAAUCAAAGCUAUAGACGAAGAAGGUUUUAAGCUACUAAUUGCUGGAAUGCCUGCUGAAGGUGGUGACGGAGAUGCUGCCGAAAAAGCACGUCAUAAACUAGAAGAACAACACCAUAUUGCUGCCAAAGAAGCAGAAUUACUUGUUAAGAAGGAAGAAGAAAGGGCUAAGAAGCUUGCCGCCUCUAGAUUAUCUGGCAGCCAUGCUCAGAGGGAUAAUGUAGUUAGGGAAGAAGAUAAAUUGUGGACUGUAAAGUACGCACCAACGAAUCUUCAACAAGUCUGUGGUAAUAAAGGAAGUGUGACUAAAUUGAAAAAUUGGUUAGCCAAUUGGGAAAAUUCGAAGAGAAAUGGAUUCAAACAUGCUGGUAAAGACGGUUCCGGAGUUUUUAGGGCUGCAAUGCUAUAUGGUCCUCCUGGUAUUGGGAAAACAACUGCUGCUCAUUUAGUUGCAGAAGAGCUUGGGUAUGAUAUUCUUGAGCAAAACGCAUCUGAUGUUCGCUCUAAAACCUUACUUAAUGCUGGUGUUAAGAACGCUCUGGAUAAUAUGUCUGUCGUAGGUUAUUUCAAGCACAACGAAGAAACACAUAAUAUAAACGGGAAGCAUUUUGUCAUUAUUAUGGAUGAAGUUGAUGGUAUGAGUGGGGGUGAUAGAGGUGGGGUUGGUCAGUUAGCACAGUUUUGUCGUAAAACAUCAACACCAUUGAUAUUGAUUUGCAAUGAGCGUAAUUUACCGAAAAUGAGACCCUUCGAUAGAGUCUGUCUUGAUAUUCAAUUUAGAAGACCUGAUGCUAACAGUAUCAAAUCAAGAUUAAUGACAAUCGCUAUUAGAGAGAAGUUCAAACUUGACCCAAAUGUUAUUGACAGGCUGAUUCAAACUACAAGAGGUGAUAUUCGCCAGGUCAUCAAUCUUCUUUCAACGAUAUCUACGACUACUAAAACCAUUAACCACGAAAAUAUCAACGAGAUCUCAAAAGCAUGGGAAAAGAAUAUUGCCCUAAAACCUUUUGACAUCGCUCAUAAAAUGUUUGAUGGACAAAUAUACUCCGAAGUAGGUUCAAGAAACUUUACCCUAAACGAUAAGAUUGCCCUAUAUUUUGAUGACUUUGAUUUCACACCCUUAAUGAUCCAGGAAAACUACUUAUCUACAAGGCCAAGCGUUUUGAAACCUGGCCAAACACAUUUAGAAGCUGUUGCUGAGGCGGCUAACUGCAUUUCAUUGGGUGAUAUGGUCGAAAGGAAAAUUCGUAGUAGCGAGCAGCUAUGGAGUCUAUUGCCAUUGCAUGCUGUCCUUUCAGCUGUUUAUCCAGCGUCAAAGGUUGCUGGUCAUAUGGCAGGAAGAAUCAAUUUCACCACUUGGCUUGGCCAAAAUUCCAAAUCUGGUAAAUAUUACAGGUUACUGCAAGAGGUACAUUAUCAUACAAGAUUAGGAACAUCUACUGACAAGAUUGGAUUAAGGCUGGAUUAUUUACCGACUUUUAAAAAGAGAUUAUUGGAUCCAUUUUUGAAGCAAGGUGCUGAUGCGAUCCCAUCUGUGAUUGAAGUAAUGGAUGAUUACUAUUUGACUAAAGAAGAUUGGGAUUCUAUUAUGGAGCUUUUUGUAGGUCCUGAUAUGACAGUAGCGGCUAUUAAAAAGAUACCUGCUGCUGUUAAAAGCGGAUUUACGCGAAAGUAUAACAGUAUGACACAUCCAGUGGCAAUUUACAGAACAGGUACUACUAUUGGUAGCAGUUCUAUUAGUGCUAACGCUAGUACGCCUGAUUUUGAAGAUGUCGUUGACGCAGAUGAUAACCCAAUCCCUGCAGAUGACGAUGAAGCACCAGACAGUAACAUAGACUUGAAAAAGGAUAAACUUAUCAAACAAAAAGCUAAACCUACAAGAAAGAAGACCGCAGCCGGCAAAUCGAGUAGCAGCAAAAAAAGAAAAACUAAAGAAUAG